GGAUAUUUCACAGCAGGAUUAUGUAUAAACAGUCAGAGUUAAAAGUGUGUAUUAAAACACUUUAAAGUGCACUUUGUGACGGAGAUGCCAGCGGCACCUGUGACCGAACGCACAGUUUCCCACUCAGAGGCUUAAAACUCUGUAAGCUACACGUCAGGGUUAAUAAUCUGCUACUGUUUCAAAGAGAGGCUCUGGCACCUCAAAAACUCAACUUCUUCACUGAUUAAACCAGACAGUGGAUACACUCUGCGUAGCUUUAUAAUGUCAGGGAAGGAUAUUGGUGUUGUUCUCUUGCUACUGAUAUUAGGAUGGGAUUGUGGGAAAGCGAUAAAAGACCUGCAGCCUUCAUUGACUGACCAGGAGAUGUUCUGGGGAGCGAACCAGUACGACUUUGCCAUUGUGCUGCCUGCCUCGGACCUCGAGUGCUUCUGGCAUUUUGCACACCAAGGCGAACACUUUUUUCUCAAUUUCAUGGUUCAGUGGGCGACAGGGAUGGGUGUUGACAGACACCUGGCAGUUAAUGUAAAUGCUCCAAGUGGCCUUAUCGUGGGCUCAGUAGACGAUGCCGCAGGGGAGAUAGCCUUUGAAGCUAAAGAGACUGGCUUUUAUCAGAUGUGCUUUAGCAACUUCCAUAACCAUUUUGGCAGUAUGCAGAUCUUCGUGAACUUUGGUGUGUACUACCAGGAUUCAGGGGAUUCCAAGAAAGAUGAUACUGAGAAACAGCUGAAUAGCACACUGGAUACCAUCGAAGAUAGCUCCAGCCGGCUGCAGUUAUCAGUGUUCCACAUGUGGCGUUACUAUAGCAUGGAGCGCAUGAGAAGAGCAACCGAUUACUACCUGCUCCAAUCCAACUCUAACUACGUCAGCACUUGGUCGGCUCUGCAGAGCCUCGUCAUUAUUCUGGCUGGAUACCUGCAGCUCUUCUUCCUCAAAAGGCUUUUCAACACCAAGCAGACCACAGAGACUGAAAAACCCCGCUGUUGAUCUGUUCUUUACAAAUGAUGCCGAUCACAUGUCUGAGGACAUAAAGGACAUAAUUAGGCUUAUGAAAUUCAAUGGUUUCCCUCACUGUCUCUCUUCCUUGCUAAUAAAUCUUGCUAUUCUUUCAUAAAAUCAAUAGAAUGUCAACAGAAAAAGAGAAUAAAGCUCACAGGUGCUCUCUAAUUUCUUGGGGUUUA
This is a messenger RNA of Pangasianodon hypophthalmus (striped catfish), 1178 nucleotides long. RefSeq names its product transmembrane emp24 domain-containing protein 6. Gene Ontology annotation, biological process: intracellular protein transport; endoplasmic reticulum to Golgi vesicle-mediated transport; Golgi organization. The coding region runs from base 262 to 984 and encodes 240 amino acids. Lineage: Eukaryota; Metazoa; Chordata; Actinopteri; Siluriformes; Pangasiidae. The transcript has 4 exons. Gene Ontology annotation, cellular component: endoplasmic reticulum-Golgi intermediate compartment; COPII-coated ER to Golgi transport vesicle; Golgi apparatus. The record is from RefSeq and is a predicted model, not a curated record.